Messenger RNA from Acaulospora morrowiae, 187 nucleotides. The record is from the annotation of a GenBank genome assembly. Lineage: Eukaryota; Fungi; Glomeromycota; Glomeromycetes; Diversisporales; Acaulosporaceae.
AUGGGUGCCCCAAUUCUUGAAACAAACAAUGCCAUUACUCCCGAGAUCUCUUUGAAAUCUACAAAUCCAGAUAUGACAUCUACUCUUUCUGACUGUGAUUCCUCCGAUGAAAAGUCUCUAAGCAGUAAAGCAAGCGACGAAAAUUUUAGGCCGACCCAUCACAACCUUCUUACUCCUCAGCUGAAGC